Purpureocillium takamizusanense is the source of this 2433-nucleotide messenger RNA. RefSeq lists its product as uncharacterized. Gene Ontology annotation, biological process: transmembrane transport. NCBI's taxonomy places the organism in Eukaryota, Fungi, Ascomycota, Sordariomycetes, Hypocreales, Ophiocordycipitaceae. Gene Ontology annotation, molecular function: transmembrane transporter activity. The record is from RefSeq and is a predicted model, not a curated record. The transcript is spliced from 2 exons. Gene Ontology annotation, cellular component: plasma membrane. The coding region runs from base 149 to 1771 and encodes 540 amino acids.
CAUCGUCGCUCGAGGGCGUGCCUACGUCUGGAUCGUUCAUUGAAGUCACCCUCCCCUUCCGUCCCCGCGCUCUGCAUCGCUCGCAGACCCCCGUCCCCCGUCCCCCGUCUGCUGCUGCUCGUCGACGACGACGACGACAAGCAAAGCCAUGGCCGCCGACCCCGAGCACGGGCUGCCGUCGGAGGAUGCCGUCGCCGAAAAGCGCCUCGGCGGGCAUCAUCACCAGCACCAGCACCACCAUCAUGCGCAUCACCACAACAAGGAGCAGCAGCAAGCUCCUCCCGUGCGCGCACCCGGCGACGGCGGCCAUAGGCACGAUGACGCAGGAUCCUCAACGUCCUCAUCGUGUUCGUCGUCGCCGCCGUCGCUGAUGCACAAGGUGCUGCGGAUGGGCCGCGUCGAGGAAAACGGCAUCCGCCCGCUGCCGCUCGAGCAGCGCACCAACACGCGCUUCUUCAACAUCUUCACCGUCUGGUUCUCCAUCAACUCCAACAUCCUCGGCAUCACCUUUGGCAUGCUGGGGCCGGCCGUCUACGGCCUGAGCCUGCGCGACUCGGCCCUCGUCAUCCUCUUCUUCAGCCUGCUGUCGACGCUGGCCCCGGGGGCCCUGGCCGUGCUGGGGCCCAAGACGGGCAUGCGCCAGAUGAUUCAGGCGCGGUACAGCUUCGGGCGAUACCUGGUCUCGAUCCCCGUGCUCCUCAACCUCGCGACCCUGACGGGCUUCACCGUGAUUAUAUGCGUCGUGGGCGGGCAGUGCCUCGCGGCCGUAUCCGAGGGCGACCUGACGCCCAACGCGGGCAUCAUCAUCAUCGCGCUGCUGUCGCUGCUCGUCUCGUUUGCCGGCUUCAAGGUGCUGCACAUAUUCGAGACGUACGCGUUCGCCGUGGCGCUCGUGGCCAUUGCCAUCACGGCCGGCGUCGGGGGAUCGGGCCUCACACGGCAGACGGAGCCGGCCGCGUCGCCAUCGGCGCGGCAGGUGCUCAACUUUGGCAUGAUUGUGGCCAGCUACCAGAUCCCGUGGGCGGCCAUCGCGAGCGACCUGACGACGUACUUUGACCCGCGCGUGCCCGGGUGGCGCGUCUUCCACUACACGUACUGGGGCCUGCUGGUGCCGACGGUGCUGCUCAUGACGCUGGGGGCGGCCGUGGCGGGGGCCAUCCCCAACAACCCCGACUGGGAGCGGCGGUACGAGGAGAACCUGGUGGGCGGCGCGCUGGCGGGCAUGCUGGCGAGCGCUGGCGGCUUCGGCAAGUUCGUCGUGGUGGUGCUGUCGCUGACGCUGCUGGGCAACACGUGCGGCACCUUUUACGCCAUCACGCUCAACUUCCAGACGCUGGUGCCGUGGCUGGCGCGCGUGCCGCGGUAUGUCUUCAGCAUCCUCAUCACGGCCAUUGUCAUCCCCGUGGCCAUCACCGCCGUCAACGACUUCUUCCUCAACCUCGAGAACUUUGUCGCCCUCAUCGGCUACUGGUCAGCCGCCUUUGUCGGCAUCGUCGGCGCCGAGCACCUGGCCUUUCGCCGCCGCCUGCCCUACGCCGUCGCCUACGACGCUUCCGUCUGGAGCGACGCGUCGCGGCUGCCGUGGGGGGCGGCGGCCAUGGCGGCGGGCGUUGCGUGCUUCGGCCUCGUGGUGCCAUGCAUGGACCAGGUGUGGUGGACGGGGCCCAUUGCCAAAAAGUCGGGCGACAUUGGCUUCGAGGUGGCCUUUGUGCUGGCGGCGCUCGUGUACGUGCCGUUGCGCCAUCUCGAGCAGCGGUGGACAGGGCGGUGAUGUCUGUCCGGCUGCGAGCACGUCGAGGGGUGGUUGAGGAGGGACUGUCAAAAGUCCAAGUCGAUGUUGGAAGCCGAGGGGGGCGGGAUGAGAGCUCAAGUCGGCGGCCAAGUCUUGAUGGUCCCCAAGGGCUUGUAUUGUACACGUCCUUUGUACAUGAUGUCGGAUGCAAUCUGUACCAAGGAAGCGUGGCAGUGGCCGCGGCGACGAAAGGAAGAAGAGAUGCCCGCCACUUGUAUAUAAGGCGAACAACGCAGUCGUUGUGCGUCGGGCCAGACUGUGAUUUCAUAAAAGACGCUGUCGUGCUGUGUAGGAGAGUACCGACGAGUACAUAAGUACAAACGUACUACUCGAGGGUCUCGUUGUUCUGGAACUGCGGUCGGAAGAGGGGAACUGCUGAGCUGUUAUGCUUUUAUGUGGUCGGCUGUCGUCGUACAGCUCGCGAGCCGCCCUGCGCCCCAGGUCGUGUGGCCCCCCCCCCGCCAUUUGCUUCACCUUUCGUGCAGCCAUCGUUACACGCAACGGUUGCCUAACGAAUGGUGAAUUUGGAGAAAAAAAAAAGAAAAGAAAAAUGGUAGCAAGCAGCUGCUGCGGCAGGGCGGGUAGGUGAGUGUCAAAUGUCUCGGGGGACGAGGAGCUGCGCCGUGCAGCUUUCUUCUCUG